UUAAAAGGGAAGAAAAUCUGGUACCACACGGAUGUCUUUUUUAAAUAAUAAUAAUACUUCUUAUUCGGUUGGUUAUUUAUAGAAAGGCGGAGUAUGUGUUAACAUGUGUAACAUUAUGGCAUUUAUAACUAAUCAUCAAUUCACCAAUGAUAAUACCCUUAACUUUUUGUAAUUUGUUUCAUCUCAAGGCCAAAUAUGAAAUUUUCCCUGCCCGACUACUCCAGUGAAGACGAUGACAAUCGGAAUCUCCCCCCGCCUCCAAAAAUCCCAAGAGCACCAGCAAAAAAAAAAACGAUUCCAAAUUCAGAGUUGACCACCGUUACUGCUCUGCCAGUAGCACCACCGCUCUUCCGCUCCAGCCAUGCCGCAUACAGUGAGCCUGGCAGAAGACAUUGUGGAGAAUUGACAGGUCCGACCUUUAUUUUGCCGCCUCCACCACAGCACCCAGCAACAUUUUUCAACUCCAUCGAUGCCGAGUUGACCACCGUUACUGCUCUGCCAGUAGCACCACCGCUCUUCCGCUCCAGCCAUGCCGCAUACAGUGAGCCUGGCAGAAGACAUUGUGGAGAAUUGACAGGUCCGACCUUUAUUUUGCCGCCUCCACCACAGCACCCAGCAACAUUUUUCAACUCCAUCGAUGCCGAGUUGACCACCGUUACUGCUCUGCCAGUAGCACCACCGCUCUUCCGCUCCAGCCAUGCCGCAUACAGUGAGCCUGGCAGAAGACAUUGUGGAGAAUUGACAGGUCCGACCUUUAUUUUGCCGCCUCCACCACAGCACCCAGCAACAUUUUUCAACUCCAUCGAUGCCGAGUUGACCACCGUUACUGCUCUGCCAGUAGCACCACCGCUCUUCCGCUCCAGCCAUGCCGAGUUAACAAGUCAGACCACCACUCCUCCGUCAACUUCGCCCACAUCUCUGCCAGUACCACCCCAGCAAGAUUUUUACAGACUUGUUCUGCAUCACCUCCGCACAAUUGAGGAGGAGCUGAAGGAGGUGAAGCAGCAGGUGGCGGUCAACACAGCCAUGAUACAGAGACUAGGUGGUGGUGGUGUGGCAGAUCUCGGCCUUGUGGAAGACACCAACAUGCCAUUGAGCAAUGCCGAGGACCUGGACGAGCUGCACUGGAAAAAGCCUUCUGUUGAACCAAUUAAAAAAAACAUGGUGUGGAGAGGCGGCUUAUAUCUGAUGUGGACCUAAAAAAUCAACUGGUGAACAUACUUGCUAUUUUGGGAGGGAAAACCACCAAAGACGCAGUGAAGAGGAUGCUGGGCCGGGCUUUCAGGAGGUCCCUGGCGCUCCAAAUUAAUUGGACUGGCGCAGCUGAAAAGAUCGCUUUCAAGUCCCUAAACCUGAAGAGUGUGUUGCACAGUAAGUGAUUUUGUGAAACUAUUGUGAAUGUGUUCAAGUAUAUAACCCCUGGCAAAAAAAAAGCAUUUCGUGAGGGCACGCAUACACAUUGAUGAAGGCAGACAUGAAAGUGCUGAACAUUAAAACUGAAUUUUAUUUAAC
Molecule: messenger RNA, 1512 nt
Organism: Gadus chalcogrammus (walleye pollock)
Lineage: Eukaryota; Metazoa; Chordata; Actinopteri; Gadiformes; Gadidae
Exons: 15
Coding region: 196-1200 (334 amino acids)
Source: RefSeq, a predicted model, not a curated record